UGACUGCAGUGGGCGGGGUCUUUCAAUACGAUGCAGGAAGUGAUAUGUUAUUACAGUUAAUGUGAACACUACAAGCUUUGUUUUCACAAUGUCUAAAUACGACGAAAUAUAUGAGAUAAAAACACAGAAGCAUCUUUGAAAACGUAAAGGGGUGCGGUGAAAUCAGGCAGGAACCAUCAUGUCUGAGCACAGUGACUCCAGUCUGUCGUCUGAGGAGAGGGUCCGUGCUCUCACCAAGCUGGGCAGCUCUGUAGACGUCAGCGAAGACGUGCCUCCCCGUCGGUACUUCCGCUCAGGGAUGGAAAUCAUCCGAAUGGCCAACAUCUAUGCAGACGAGGGGAAUGUCGAGCAUGCAUUCAUUCUUUACAAUAAGUACAUCACGUUGUUUAUUGAAAAACUUCCUAAACACCGUGAAUAUAAAACAGCCAACAUUCCUGAGAAGAAAGAAACUAUGAGGAAAUUAAAGGAAAUUGCUUUCCCGAAAGCUGAGGAACUGAAAAAGCUGCUUCUCAAGCAGUACGAAAAAGAGCAUGCCGAAUAUCUCGUCCGAAAGCGAGUGGAGGAUGAAGCCCAGGCUCGAGAAGUGGCCAAGCAGCGGGAGCAGGAGGCCGAGAAGCAGAGGCAGGCUGAGCAGCAGCAGCGUCAGCGCGAGCAAGAGCAGUUCAGCGCCUUCGAGGAGAUGAUCCGCAGGCAGGAGCUGGAGAAGGAGCGCCAGCGCAUCGUGCAGGAGUUCAGCGUCCCGCCGUCACCCAUCUCCCCCCGAGAUCUCCUGGUGCCCGACGUUCAAGGACCUCCACAGGCCUCGUUUCCACCGCCCACGAGCCCCGGAGGAACCCCGAACCACGUCUCUCAAACCUCACCCCUCCCAGCGUUUGACCGCUCUCUGAAGCCUAGCGUCCCCGUCAGUGCAGGACACAGCGCGCUGGUCAACGGCCUACGGCAGCUCUUUGUGCCGGCCGAGCUGUGCCAAAGGUUUUUGAAGCUCGCGGAUGCCAACACAGCAAGGGCCGUGGAGACCUGUGGGAUUCUCUGUGGCAAGCUGAUGAAGAACGCCUUCACAGUGACACACGUGAUCGUACCCAAGCAGUGCGGAGGACCAGACUACUGUGACACAGAGAACGAAGAGGAACUGUUCCUAAUCCAGGACCAGAACGAUCUCAUUACACUGGGCUGGAUUCAUACCCACCCGACCCAGACAGCCUUUUUAUCCAGUGUGGACCUGCACACACACUGCUCUUAUCAAAUCAUGCUUCCAGAGUCUAUAGCCAUCGUGUGCUCGCCUAAAUUUAAUGAGACUGGCUACUUUCGGCUGACAGACUACGGGAUGGAUGAGAUCUCGUCCUGCAAACAAAGAGGAUUUCACCCGCAUCCAAGAGAGCCGCCCCUCUUCUCUGCUAGUCAGCACGUCACCAUCACAGACGGGAGUGUGACCGUGAUGGAUUUGCGGUGAUUUCGUCGCUUCUGCUUCAAAAUACGUGCCUUUGCUCUUAACCUCACAGCGACUUGCCAAGAAGCUCCUAAUGGGCCGAGAAGGUCCGGUGCUGAGCAUUGCUACAAAAGACAGUGGGCCUCUAUUAUCACACCAUAGCAGUCUGUAUUUAUUAGUUUAAUUCUGUUAUAUCCACAUGUGACCAAUAAGAGCUUAAAGUUGAGGUGUGUAGUUUCCAGCCACUAAGCAGCAUUAAACGGAUUUGCAAAAAUAAGUCGUGACCUCAAGAGAGCGUACUGGAAAAAAAGAAAUGCAUGGCUUCUGUUUAGCUUCCAUUUGUCUAAAACUAGUUCAUUCUGUUCGAUGUUGAAGAAAUUACACUCUUCACCCGUAAAUAUUUCAGUGUUCCCUGCAAAAGAUUAUUUUCCAGACAUCAACACGUUUAUUUGAGAAACAAAAUGUUCGAAAUCAAACGAGUUCAUGCUUAAAACUAACAAAAUAUAUAGAAAUACGAGAUUAUUUUUCAUACCUGAUUGACAUUUUUUUCUUGCUUUAAGCAUAAAAAGCACUUGAUUGUGGUACAUUUUUUAUCUUAAAUCAUUUUAAUUCUCAAGCAAAUAUGUCUUGAGUUAAAAACAUUUAGAUAUUUGUGAUGGGAAAACUAGUCAAAAACGCUAAGAAAAUAAUUUUUUUGCAGUGCUGUCUUUGCCAUUCCAUAUUUUGGCCUUUUAAAAGAUUGAAGGCUUCAUGAUAUGGUUCAUGUGCAGGAUCACAUAAGCCAUCCACUUAAUAGCGUACUGCUUGUUACGUUAUAUUUGAAUAUGCAGUUGUUGUUGUUUUUUUUUUUAGCUCUGCCUCUGGUCAUACUGGGAAUGUUUCUUUAAGUUAAUUAAAAUAUCCAUGUACGCCAUUGCGAGCAGUUUCAGACAGACCGGCCUCUGUAUUCAACAUAACAGCAAAAAAACUGAUUUUUUACAUCUGGCUAUGAUUUUGUUAAUCUCUUACAAAAAUAGCUUCUUUAAUGUGUAUCAGACUGUUAUCAUUAAGGCAGAUGAUUAUAGGGAGCAAAGGCAUAUUCAUUUUAAAGCUCUCUUCAGCCUAACCGAUCGCUGUUGCUCUCCAUGACAUCAAAAGUGUUGUUAGUCUUGAUUCAUAUACUUUUCAUUUUUGAGGACUCCGAAGCUUUGCAUUACACUUAAAUGCAAAUGUAUCUCCACAUAUCUUAAAUAUUAUCUGCUAAGGCAAGGCACUACAGGGAAAACCAUUGUUAUGCUCAAUUUCGGGCUAGUUUGUUUCCACAGCAUGUUUAACAUCUUAAAUUAUGGUGAUGUCUGUUGGUGUCUUGUCUUAACUUAUAUUAAAAGCUUUGAAACCUAUCAUUCCUUUUAUUGCACUUAUGGUCUGAAAUAAACUGUUUAUUGCUUACCGUG
Molecule: messenger RNA, 2859 nt
Organism: Puntigrus tetrazona (Sumatra barb)
Lineage: Eukaryota; Metazoa; Chordata; Actinopteri; Cypriniformes; Cyprinidae
Gene: stambpa
Product: STAM binding protein a
Exons: 10
Coding region: 179-1450 (423 amino acids)
Biological process (GO): protein K63-linked deubiquitination
Cellular component (GO): endosome; cleavage furrow
Molecular function (GO): protein binding; metal-dependent deubiquitinase activity; K63-linked deubiquitinase activity
Source: RefSeq, a predicted model, not a curated record